AGUACACUGUGCUUAUAAAACUCUAGCAGGAAGCUAGCAGCUGUCUCCAAACCCAGAGAAGGGGAAACAGGAAUCGAUUAGGAAUAAAGGAUUAUAAUCCACUUUCCUUCUGAGGAAAAGCUGGGAACCUUCUCAUUUUGCUUCAUGAAAACUAAGCUGAAUCGACUGCUGCCAAACAUCUAUUAAUUAGGCAAAAUUGGCCUCUUGCCCAUGAUUUGACUUUCCAGCACAGCCAGUUCUUUUUCUCCUCUGCAGCUGAUUGGCUCUGGAGUGUGGCCAGAAGCCUCUCUCCUGCAAUUAAAGGAGUCGGAUCUCUAACCGUUGAUCUGUUUGUUCUUUUCCCUUCUGGGCAAUGGAGCUUACCAUCUUUAUCCUGAGACUGGCCAUUUACAUCCUGACAUUUCCCUUGUACCUGCUGAACUUUCUGGGCUUGUGGAGCUGGAUAUGCAAAAAAUGGUUCCCCUACUUCUUGGUGAGGUUCACUGUGAUAUACAACGAACAGAUGGCAAGCAAGAAGCGGGAGCUCUUCAGCAACCUGCAGGAGUUUGCGGGCCCCUCCGGGAAGCUCUCCCUGCUGGAAGUGGGCUGUGGCACGGGGGCCAACUUCAAGUUCUACCCACCUGGGUGCAGGGUGACCUGUAUUGACCCCAACCCCAACUUUGAGAAGUUUUUGAUCAAGAGCAUUGCAGAGAACCGACACCUGCAGUUUGAGCACUUUGUGGUAGCUGCCGGGGAGAACAUGCACCAGGUGGCCGAUGGCUCUGUGGAUGUGGUGGUCUGCACCCUGGUGCUGUGCUCUGUGAAGAACCAGGAGCGGAUUCUCCGCGAGGUGUGCAGAGUGCUGAGACCGGGAGGGGCUUUCUAUUUCAUGGAGCAUGUGGCAGCUGAGCGUUCGACUUGGAAUUACUUCUGGCAACAAGUCCUGGAUCCUGCCUGGCACCUUCUGUUUGAUGGGUGCAACCUGACCAGAGAGAGCUGGAAGGCCCUGGAGCGGGCCAGCUUCUCUAAGCUGAAGCUGCAGCACAUCCAGGCCCCACUGUCCUGGGAGUUGGUGCGCUCUCAUAUCUAUGGAUAUGCUGUGAAAUAGUGUGAGCUGGCAGUUAAGAGCUGAAUGGCUCAAAGAAUUUAAAGCUUCAGUUUUACAUUUAAAAUGCUAAGUGGGAGAAGAGAAACCUUUUUUUGGGGGGGGUGGGCGGUUUUUUUGGUUUGUUGUUGGUUUUUUUUUUUUUUUUUUUUUUGGCGGGAAGAAAGAGUUUUGCUCUUGUUGCCCAGGCUGGAGUGCAAUGACGUGAUCUCCGCUCACUGCAACCUCCACCUCGCGGGUUUAAGCGAUUCUCCUGCCUCAGCCUCCCUAGUAGCUGGGAUUACAGGUGCCCACCACCAUGCCCAGCUAAUUUGUAUUUUUAGUUGAGACAGGGUUUCACUACGUUGGCCAGGCUGGUCUUGAACUCCUGAUCUCAGGCAAUCCACCCACCUCAGCCUCCCAAAGUGCUGGGAUGACAGGCGUGAGCAACCGCACCCAGCUUAAGGUUUUUUUGUUUUGUUUUGAGACGGAGUUUUCGCUCUUGUUGCCCAGGCUGGAGUGCAGUGCUGUGAUCUCAGCUUACCACAACCUCCACCUCCUGGGUUCAAGUGAUUCACCUGCCUCAGCCUCCUGAGUAGCUGGUAUUACAGGCAUGCAUCACCACGCCGGCUAAUUUUGUACUUUUAGUAGAGACGGGGUUUCCCCACGUUGGUCAGUCUGGUCUCAAAUUCCUGACCUCAGGUGAUCUGCCUGCCUCGGCCUCCCAAGGUGCUGUGAUUACAGACGUGAGCCACCAUGCCUGGCCUGAAACCUUUUUUAGGUAAAGUUGAAUUCCGUCCUUAAAAGUUUCUGUUAUAUCCUAUUUAGCCAUUUUCUAUUGUCUCCCAAAGAAUUCACAUCAAAAAAACGGCUUUGAACUCCCCCUUCAAAGGAAACAGUCAACUUUCAUAAUUAGCAUCUACCAUUAUCCCCAAAUCUUAUUUUAUUCAUUGACUUGAAAUUUUUUCCAAUUGCUUUUUUUUUUUUUUUAAGGUUAAGAGCAGAGGUUUACUAGGCCAAAGAAAGAGAAUAGCUCUCUGCUGCAGAGAGGGGUCCUGGAGAAAUGGGUUACCCCAGUUGUCUUAUUUAAAUGGUUACCCAUCAGAUUUUAAUUUUAUCUUCUCUUUGAGAACUUGGUAAUAAGAAGCACUUAAAUCACUCAAAAGAAGAUUUUAAAAAGGGAGCAGUGAAAAGGUCUUAAUAAUUUAUUGAUUGAAUUAAGAAAUACUAGCUAAUUAAGAAUCCGAGUCUAAACAGCACAGAUUUUUUCUUUUUGCUUUUAAAUUGUGUUUUAAAAAAAGAGACAGGGGGCUGGGCGUGGUGGCUCACACCUGUAAUCCUAGCACUUUGGGAGGCCGAGGCGGGUGGAUCACGAGGUCAGGAGUUCAAGACCAGCCUGGCCAACAUGGCAAAACCCUACUAAAGAUACAAAAAAAAAAAAAAUUAGCCAGGCGUGGUGGUGGGUGUUUGUAAUCCCAGGUACUUGGAAGGCUGAGGCAGGAGAAUCUCUUGAACCCAGAAGGCGAAGGUUGCAGUGAACCGAGAUCAUGCCAUUGUACUCUAGCCUGGGCGACAAGAGCAAGACUCCGUCUCAAAAAAAAAAAAAAAAAAAAAAGAA
Molecule: messenger RNA, 2681 nt
Organism: Pan troglodytes (chimpanzee)
Lineage: Eukaryota; Metazoa; Chordata; Mammalia; Primates; Hominidae
Gene: TMT1A
Product: thiol methyltransferase 1A
Exons: 2
Coding region: 353-1087 (244 amino acids)
Molecular function (GO): S-adenosylmethionine-dependent methyltransferase activity
Source: RefSeq, a predicted model, not a curated record